CCCAAAACGGCAACGUUUAUCUACAUUGGGCUGUGUGCUCUGUGGAUAAACGAUGAUGAAGUGGUCCCCACAUAACUGAAUCACCAUCUUCUACGAAAAGCUUUGCACCGGAACCGUAAUCCAGUCAAAGCCCCAUUCGAUUCGAUCACAUCCUUUGAAGCCAAACGAAGCCAGUCUCAAUCAAAAGAAAUGGAGCGGUCCGACCCGGAAAAGCUGAUACUGGUGAACCGCGAACCGAAUGGGAUCGCGUUCGUGACUAUCAACCGCCCGAAGGCGCUGAACUCGCUGACAAGGGCGAUGAUGAGGGACAUGGCCCAGGCGUUCAAGGCCCUGGACCGGGAAGACUCGGUUCGGGUGAUAGUGCUAUCCGGGUCGGGUCGCGCGUUCUGCUCGGGUGUGGACCUGACGGCGGCUGAGGACGUGUUCAAGGGAGACGUGAAGGACCCGGAGGGCGACCCUGUAGCCCAGAUGGAGCGGUGCCGCAAGCCCAUAAUCGUAGCCGUCGGAGGGUUCGCCGUCACCGCCGGCUUCGAGAUCGCGCUCGCCUGCGAUAUUGUGGUCGCUGCCAAGAGAACCAAGUUCAUAGACACGCACGCUAGGUUUGGAAUUUUUCCUUCGUGGGGUCUCUCCCAGAAGCUUUCACGCAUAAUUGGUCCCAACAAAGCACGUGAAGUUUCUCUAACAGCCACCCCACUAACUGCAGAAGUGGCUGAAAAAUUGGGCUUUGUCAACCAUGUUGUUGAAGAAGGUGAUUUGUUGAAAAAAGCCAGAGAAAUAGGAGAGGCCAUUAUAAGAAAUAAUCAGGACAUGGUGUUGAGGUAUAAGUCAGUCAUAAAUGAUGGCCUCAAGCUGGACUUGGGUCAUGCUCUUGCGCUGGAAAAGGAGAGGGCUCAUGACUAUUACAAUGGAAUGACCAAGGAACAGUUUAAGAAGAUGCAGGAAUUUAUAGCAGGUCGGGGCUCGAAGAAACCCUCUUCAAAGUUGUAGAUUAUCCAUGUACCCGACCUCUGUCGCAAAAAUAACUCCCAAGCAACCUUUGUUUCUUAUCUUCUCUUUUUCUUUUCCUCUCUCAAUAUGUGGUUGUAUCAAUAAAUGCCAGGUCCAAUUGGAUACUUAAGUUUGUGAAGAAUUUGGUUCUGAUAAUGAGAAUUAGAGUGGAAGCAGCAUACAAAGAAAACUCAAACAA
Alnus glutinosa is the source of this 1186-nucleotide messenger RNA. RefSeq names its product probable enoyl-CoA hydratase 1, peroxisomal. The coding region runs from base 190 to 987 and encodes 265 amino acids. Lineage: Eukaryota; Viridiplantae; Streptophyta; Magnoliopsida; Fagales; Betulaceae. Gene Ontology annotation, cellular component: peroxisome. The transcript is spliced from 3 exons. The record is from RefSeq and is a predicted model, not a curated record.